GUAAUGUGUACCAAUUAAGGUAAUUUCCGGGUAUUUGCCAAAUUAAAACCAGACUUCUGGGAGAUGUAGAUACACGGACAGAUUUCUACACGGAUUGUGUAAAGAUGAGGAGGAGGGGUGAGUAGUUGAGGAGGAGGAGGAGGAGGGAAUCCAGAUGGGAAGGAGCAGCAUCGGCGCCGCAGGAAAGAAGGAGAGAGAGGGAGAGAGACUGGAGCAGAAGACACGAAGCCUCAUCUCUGCUCGGAGAUGAAAGACACUUUUAUCACACACUGAACAAUCGGAUCUCACUUGGUACCGCAAUGUAUUUUGGUAAUGUGUGCCACAGCACUCUGCCGCCGCUGGCUCGUCCCACGCUGGGCAGGACCCAGCCCUCUCCUGACCCGAAAGCCCUCCUCCUGCUGCCUGGAUUCACUGACAUGGAUCAUAUACAUAAAGCUCUGAUUGGCCCAGGCUUCGGGCUAACGUCACACUUAAUAAGAAAGCCCAGUUCCUGCGGCGUCUGUCGUCUUAGAUUCAACUCUGAGGCUCAGGCGUCCUCCCAUUAUACCGGCACGAAGCAUGCGAAAAAGCUGUUAGCUCUGGACGCCCCAGAUUCAAAGAUCAGGACCUGUGAACCGGUCUCCAAGGAAACUGCAGUCCUGUUGUCAUCGUGCUCACGGCCCUCCAGCUCUGACACAACAUCAGGAGAGCCUUCAUCGCUGAACCCUACCUCAGAAAUGGCACCAUCAACCAGUGGCUCCACUGAAACUGUGAAAGCACCUUCUGACCCUUCCUUGUCACCCAUUUCAAGGACAACAGAGAAAGAGGCACCAAAAGAUGGAGAGGCAGAAGCUCCAGGAGAGGAGACCGAAGAAGCAAAAGCUAUACGUCUUCUGUACUGCUCUCUCUGCAAGGUGGCUGUCAACUCAGCCUCCCAGCUUCAGGCCCACAACAGUGGCACCAAGCACAAGACCAUGCUCGAGGCCAGAAGUGGCGAUGGAGCCAUCAAAUCCUUCCCCAGGAUGGGGGUCAAAGGCAAGAUGGCUGCACCAUCUGAGUCAUCGACAGGACUCCAGAAUAAAACUUUCCACUGUGAGAUCUGCGACGUGCACGUCAACUCUGAGACUCAGCUCAAACAGCACAUCAGCAGCAGGAGACACAAGGACAGAGCGGCAGGUAAACCAGCCAAGCCUAAAUUCAGCCCCUACACCCUCACCCAGCGUCACCAGAGUUUCCAGGCAAUAAGGCUGACUUUACAAAAGAACCAAGAUCUGACCAAGCCUCUGGCGUCUUGUGUCCUCCAGCGUCAGCUCUCUGUUGCCGCUGCUGCUGCCAUGGCAUCUUUGCCCCCAUUCCCUCUCCCACCUGCAUCAAACUCGAAUCCCGCCCUGUUUCACAGUCAAUCCCUCCCCCAGGCCCUGCUUCAUCCGGCACCCGGACCCAUCUGCACAACGCACACAUCUGUUCUGUUUUCCCCCUACUGACCCGGCCGAUGUCUCUAUUGCUUCUGAACUACAGCUAAAAGCAGACAUGAGGCCCGAACAAGAUGUGAUAUAAGCCAGUGCCCUUUGUACUUCACAUGCCAACAGACACCACGGGUGUCACGGACCAGAGUGGGUCAGAUUGAGGUAGCAGAUGGGCGAAAACAGAGUAUUUUGAAAUGUGAGAGAGUGUGUGAAUGCUACCGGGUGCGUGGACAGACGUAUUCAUCACAGAAGUGCAAGUUUUUGCUUUAUAUUGUAGCACUUUUGCUAAUAAUCUUUGACGCAUUAAAGAAAUUCCCUCUCUCGAAAUAUAUAUAUAUAUAUAUGUGUGUAUAUAUAUAUAUAUAUAUAUAUAAAACAAAGAUGCAGGAUAGCGAACUUCCAUGAUGAAUAUAUCUGUGUGUGUUUGUACGUGCACAUGAAUGCUAUUCAGAGCAUGCUUAAUUAUUACUUUCCAAUUUAAUAAAAAAUUCCUGGGGACGCUCACAUCAAUUGCACAAUGUUCCUACUUUUCUUUCUGUCUGAGGCUUAAUGCAUCCUCACGAGGUUAUUGUGAAAAUGCUCCAAAAAUGUGCAAUUUAUCAAAUAAAUAAGUGCAAUAACGAUUCAAGUUCAUGUCUUUGUCGGAUGGAAAUUUUAAGCAUCAAAAAGAUGAGAGCGUACCCAAGACAAAAAACAUUUGACUUUCUCAUUUCAACUCCUUGUGUACGUGUCUCCGUGUAUGUGCCGGAAUUGUUGACGCAGCCAGGUGUCGCCUCCUCUCCAGAUCAUAAAUCUCAGUAUCUGACUACGACUUAAGCUCAGUUAAUCUCCUUUGAUACUUAGCAGCACACAGAAAAUUUUUCCUAGGUUUUUUUUGUUUCAGGUAAAAAGGACACAUCCAUGGCAGGAUGUCUCCGAAGGCCCCUCCACAUAUCCUCCAGCUUCAAUCUCUGAGAUAAAUCAGUGCAGGAAUGUUACCGAUGUUAUUGUCUGUCUUUCUGAUAAGGUUUACUACACUGCAGCUGCAAGCAAUGUGGUCAGUUUGGUGCACUUAGUAUGGAUACAGUGAGUGUGUGUGUGUGCUGCAAGAGUACCCCUCGUCAUAUUUUCUUUCAUCAGACACCAAACUGGAUUAAUUUGUUAGAUGUUUUACUUCUGUCUCCUGCAGUUGCUCCAAAGCAAAUAACCUUACCGGCCAGUUCGGAGAGUUAUCAUCCAAUAUGUCACUGCCUCCUGAUUCUUCCCAUUGUCACGGCAGUUAAUAUUAUUAUAAACUGCCUGGGUGAUGACUGUGAACAUCUGUGUGGGGGAUGCUCAAUUCUCCACACGCUAUUGGAAUUCAGACCUCCACUGGCCCCCUAACUGCCUGGCUCACUCCCUGGCCAGCCUUCACCGCCUUUUCUCCUUCACCUUUUGUCAUCUUUCUUUGGUUAUCUCACAUGUUCACGUCUAUGUUCUCCACCAGCUUUCUGGCAGGUGCACGUGCACACAUAAACAUAUGUCAACAGUACAAAAGCCUAACUUGGCAUCCAGGGAAUUUUUUAUUCUGUGCUACCUGGAAUGACUACAAAAGUACAAUGCAGAGCUAUGCAUGCCAUGUGAAGGCUGCUUGCUGUUCAUGUUCAUAAAAAGGCUAUAAUAAGCUCUUGGCGUGUGAACGCAACCUUUUGACACAUUUCAACUCAGUUCAAAUAAGUAAGAACAAAGGAGGUUGUGUAUACAAUGAGUAUGAGUGACAGGAAUCACCAUUCAAGCUUAAAAUACUCGAGUUUUUCUUAUUAUUGUAUUAGACCAGAGUUUGUUGAAAGAAGAGAAGCAUACCUUGGUAAAUUCACUGAUUUGCUUCAUAGCCUUUGAAUCAUAGAAGAAGACCAAUCCUACUCUCAUCUCUGUAUGGAGGUGCCAGUAUAGUUGUGUCUCCAUCACACAAUUCACCAUUUUAUGGGGUUAUCGUGGAUGUUUAUCAGGACUCUGUGAAGGGAAAUGUCUCACUUGGCAACAAAAACACACCUUGCACACAACACCUAUUAAACAAAGUGCAGUUUUGACGCUUGAGUUUUUGCAACUCAGACCAACAAAUGUGCUAAUUGGUGAAGUUUAGAGACACAAGGAUUUAUUUGUGUAACAAAACCAACCGCACAGUCUACAUGAAAGUGGACCUGUUGUGCUCGUUUCUAGCGCCGUAUUUCUAUUCUUGCAUUCAACCAGAGAAACUUUGAUCAAAAUAAAUAAAUAAAUAAAUAAAUAAAUUCUGAUUUGUGUAGUAAAAGCUCUGGAUGCACACACCUCAUUCACCUGCUAUGUCAAACAAAACUUUUUAAGUUCUUAUUACUUUAAGGCCACAGUUUUAAUUGAUUGGCUGCCCCUCUCAGUCAGAAGAUUUAAACAGCAGGUGAGUGUGGUCUCUCUACUCAGAGGGUUAGUUAGCAGCCCUUCUCUAUGACAUCAUGUAGUGCCAAGAGUAAAACAAGAGAUUUAGGGGUGUUGCAGGGAAUACUUACACACACACUGAUCACAUUAUUUAAAAGACUGACCCUGUAACACUACAGAUAUGACUGGCCCACUUUAACAUGGCAUUUUCAGGGAUCUGAAUUUUCUUUUUUUCACCUAUUAUAAAAAAAAGAAUUACGACAGGCCUGUUCAGAGACCUCAUGGUAUUUGACCAGGUGGUUAACAGCAAUCUGUGGGCUUUAAAUCCAGUCAAAGUAUUGCACAUCUAAAGGCUGGCACUCCUACACCACAAGACCUUUGCAAGCUGCCCUGUGGGAGCAAUGUCUCUCCAGCUCGAGUGGGCAGACAAAAGGUGAGCAGGCUGAGAGGGCGCUGCAGCAUAAGCACCAUCUGUCUGGGUCAGCAUACCUCCAUGGCAAUCUAGUGAGCACAAGUUAAAAGUUCAGACAAAGCCUUCAAUUUGGCCUCUUGCUUAAGAUGCAUCUGUGGCUGUUGCAGCCCCAGACAGGAUAUGUUAGGUCCCUGCAAGGCUUUCCGGUCCUGUGGAGGCAGUGCAGCAGUAUGGCAUGGCGCAGCAGAUCAGUAAAGGGAACGGAUGUUGGCUGUGAAGUUAAUGUCUCGGCAGGGUGUUCAAGAGCAGGCUGUAAGGCAUAAUGGCCAAGGUGCAACCCACUGAGAGCUGAUUGUGUGUCUGGGGCCCGGUCCUGCUGUCGUCUGUGUUCAAUGGGAUGUGAGUGUGAAGGAGUGCUGCUGCAGUUAUGUUUGUUAGUAGUGCAGCAGCUGGUUUUGCAUCCAUAGAAGGAAAACUGCUGGAAUCCUUCUGCAUUGCUGAAAGAAAGAAAGAAAGAAAGA
Molecule: messenger RNA, 4748 nt
Organism: Haplochromis burtoni (Burton's mouthbrooder)
Lineage: Eukaryota; Metazoa; Chordata; Actinopteri; Cichliformes; Cichlidae
Product: zinc finger protein 385D
Exons: 8
Coding region: 300-1463 (387 amino acids)
Cellular component (GO): nucleus
Molecular function (GO): zinc ion binding; nucleic acid binding
Source: RefSeq, a predicted model, not a curated record